Molecule: messenger RNA, 1513 nt
Organism: Cynara cardunculus var. scolymus (artichoke)
Lineage: Eukaryota; Viridiplantae; Streptophyta; Magnoliopsida; Asterales; Asteraceae
Product: protein CDC73 homolog
Exons: 3
Coding region: 39-1241 (400 amino acids)
Biological process (GO): positive regulation of transcription elongation by RNA polymerase II; transcription elongation by RNA polymerase II
Cellular component (GO): Cdc73/Paf1 complex
Molecular function (GO): RNA polymerase II complex binding
Source: RefSeq, a predicted model, not a curated record
CAUCAUACCAGAACUCCUCGAACUCGACACACACAGCAAUGGAUCCUCUAACGGCUCUCCGGGAGAUGACGAUGAGAAACGAGCUCGACAAAAUCGUUCGAUUCGACAACGAGUACCGAUUCGGCUCAUCCUACUCGUUCCCCUGCACAAUUGAAACGGCUUACAGAUCAAAACAAGGUAAUCUCUACACUCUCGAAACCCUAGUUUACUUCAUCAAGAAUGUUAAUGUCAAGCACCACGAUUACAUCCGUAACGCCGGCACGCAGAAGAUUCCCGCCGUGACUCUUCUCGAUCGCAAACCCUUAAUUGAGUACCUGGAAGGUAGGAUUUCAUCUACUGACGCUAUUGAGUUCCUGCCGCCUCAACCUCAACAUCAAAACUUCGAGAAUCAUGAGUACCGCAUUGGUGAUUACCCUAAUUUGAAUGUGGUACCUGGCGACGAAUUGGAUGUUGAAAAUCAGGAACCUAGGGUUGGGGUUAGUGAAAACCCUAUGGACUUGGUUAGGGCAAUUGAAAGACCGUUAAAGGACCGUGAAAUGAUAUUGGAGUGCAGGCAUAUGGAUUUUUAUAGCGUGCUUACAGCUGCAACAAAGAGGGACGAGGAAAGGCAGAGAUUAGGGUCGCAGCAGAGGAAAGAUGGUUUGGUAGCCAAGAAUAGGAUUGAUAGAGGGUUUGGAGAUGAUUUAGGGUUGUUAGAUGGGGCUCCCAGGCCCAAAAUGCACUUGAAGGGGAGUAAGAUUGGUGAUGGGGUGCCGAUUAUUUUGGUUCCAAGUGCUUCACAGACCCUGAUUACUAUUUAUAAUGUGAAGGAGUUUUUAGAAGAUGGAGUGUUUAUACCUACUGAUGUAAAGAUGAAGCAGAUGAAGGGUCCAAAACCAGAGUGUGUAACAGUGAUGAAGAAGUUUAGUAGUAGGGAUAGGGUGACAACAGCUUAUGAGGUGAGGGAUAAGCCUUCUGCAUUGAAGGCAGAGGAAUGGGGUCGAGUAGUGGCGGUUUUCGUGUUGGGGAAGGAGUGGCAGUUUAAAGAUUGGCCAUUUAAGGACCAUGUUGAGAUCUUCAAUAAAAUUCUUGGAUUUUACAUGCGCUUUGAGGAUGACAGUGUCGAGUCUGCAAAGAUAGUAAAGCAGUGGAAUGUGAAAAUCAUAUCGAUAAGCAAGAACAAAAGGCAUCAGGACAGAGCUGCUGCACUUGAUGUUUGGGACAGACUAGAAGAAUUCGUGCGUUCACGGUCACGUUCUUGAGGUGUGCAAUGACUUUUACAUACAGAGCUAGGUAUUAGCUACUUUUCUGUUUUGUUACUUGCUCCUUUUGUUUACUGUACUUUGCGAUAACUUUUCAGUUGGCUUUGAAGACAUUGAUUUAAUAGCAAUUAUUUAUGAAGGACAAGGGUCUCCUUUAUUUUAAUUCACGUAGAUUCUACCUUGUGGGAUAUAGAACAAAGCACUUUUUAUUGUUUGUAAUUUGUGCUCAUUAUCCACGUUGGAGGUGUCUAUAUCGAGUACCUUUGCUUGUC